AUGGCAGACAAUAUCUCCGGCUCCAGCAUAGGUGCCGAGGCCAAUGCUUAUCCGAAUGAGGAAAAGAUGGACACCAAGGAGCGUAUCGUCUCUGCUUCCAACGACCCCCCUCCAUAUGUUGGUGCUAGUAGCUCGAUGUAUGUGGAUACUAGCAUCACCUUUGAGAACUAUGUCCACUGGGCCAAGCGGUCGCGUGAGGUUGAGAAGCACAUGCGGACCGACAAUGUGGGAUUUGAGUACUGGAUUAGGAAGUGGUUUAAUAAAAACUCCGAUGAUUCGGUGACAACACAAGGAGAGGCCCCGGGACAGCAUUCUCCUGUCACUGACCCCAAAGCCAACUCUACCAGCAAAACGAACGGCCAUAGCACAACCGACGAUUGGGGCAUCACUGAGGCAGAAUGGGAACAGGCACAACGAGCCACGCGAACCGCAACCUGGGGUUCGAUCUUCUAUCUCAUCACCACCGAUAUUCUUGGACCGACCAAUGUUCCCUGGGCGAUCAGUCAAAUGGGCUUCGGACCAGGGGCUAUACUUUACACUGUUUUCGGUGUCAUGGCUUGUUACUCCGGCAUGCAACUGUGGCAGAUCUUCGUCGGUCUUGACUCCACUCGAUUCCCGAUGCGCAAUUAUGGCGAUGUUGCUUUCCGUAUUUACGGAAACUGGGCACGCAUUUUCGUCAAUGUCCUACAGAGCUUCCAGUUCUUUCUCAAUGUGACCCUGCUCAUUGUGAGCAAUGGACAAGGACUGGCGCAGAUGGCUACCGGUGCCAAUGGCAAGGGGUUCCUUUGUUUUAUCGCUGCUGAGGUUAUCUUCAUGGUCAUCGGCUUUUUCCUCGGACAGAUCCGUACCCUGCAACGCCUUUCCUACCUGGCCAACAUUGCAGUCUGGCUGAAUGUCAUUGUUAUCAUCAUGACCAUGGCCGUGGUUUAUGAGUACCCGCCUAACUAUGAGGCCUCACUGACUAGCUACAAUACUCCAAAGGGGCCUGUGAAGACAACCGGAUACUGGCCCGAGAGUUCAACGCUUACCGACAAAGUCAAUGCUAUGAUGAACGCUGUUUUCGCAUACGGUGGCGCAACCAUCUUCAAUGAGCUCAUGGCUGAGAUGAGACGGCCAUAUGAUUUCUGGAAGGGUUUUAUCAUUGCCGAGAUAUUCAUCUACGUUUGCUACCUUGUCUCAGGCAUGGUUGUGUACAGUGCACAGGGCCAAUUUACGUUCAAUCCUGCCUAUCAAGGCAUUCCAAGUUCUGCCUACAGGUUCCAGACUCUGGGCAAUGCCAUCUCAUUUAUUACCGGUAUCAUCGCAGCACUGCUGUAUGGUAACAUUGGUAUCAAAGUCUUCUACUCUUCCGUGUGCCGCGAUGUCUUCCACUUGCCCGAAUUGAACAGCCGAACUGGAAAGUGGCUGUGGGUUGGGUUCGUGCCUGCCUACUGGGCUCUCGCCUGGGUGAUUGGCGCCGCAAUCCCCCAAAUCACCAACCUCACAUCCUUCGUGGGAGCCGCCUGUAUCCUGCAGUUUUCUUACACAUUCCCACCACUGUUGCUGGUUGGGUUCAACGCCCAGAAUGAUGCGAUACUCGUCGAAGAGGAGUUCAAUCCCACAACUGGCCAGGUGCAGCGUGUGGACAAUGGAAUCAAGCGGUUCUUUAGAGGUUACAAGGUGAAGUUUUUCCGGAACACUUUCGAUCUACUCUACUCGAUUGCUGCAUUGGGCGCUGCCGGUCUGGGAAUUUGGGCUUCAGUCACUGCCAUGAACUCGAGUUUCCAGGCGGGUAAACUGACCCCUUUCACUUGUGCGAACCCGGCUGGAUAA
Penicillium expansum is the source of this 1812-nucleotide messenger RNA. RefSeq names its product putative amino acid transporter. Gene Ontology annotation, biological process: amino acid transmembrane transport. Bases 1 to 1812 code for a protein of 603 amino acids. The record is from RefSeq and is a predicted model, not a curated record. Gene Ontology annotation, cellular component: vacuolar membrane. Lineage: Eukaryota; Fungi; Ascomycota; Eurotiomycetes; Eurotiales; Aspergillaceae. Gene Ontology annotation, molecular function: amino acid transmembrane transporter activity. The transcript has 3 exons.